AUGACCAAAAACGCGGCUGUACCGGCAAAUAGCCUGGUAUUCCUGGCCAAUGUUCUCAUUCCCGUUGCGAUUUUGGUCUUCUCUUUUGGAUUCUUUCCAUAUAAACCUCUAAUUCCUGGCCUGGCCACGUUCAAAGAGCCUGAUAAUGCGCCACCAAAGGUUUUCGACAAGGUUAUCUUCAUGGUGGUUGAUGCGUUGCGGAGCGAUUUCGUUUAUUCGAACAAUUCCGGGUUUCUAUUUACUCAAAGUCUUAUUCGGUCGGGUUCCGCAGUUCCUUUUACAGCAUAUGCAGGAUCCCCAACGGUUACAAUGCCCCGCCUAAAAGCUAUAACGACAGGAUCCGUGCCGUCUUUUCUUGACGUUAUCCUCAACAUUGCUGAGUCUGACACGUCGUCGACACUUGCGUAUCAAGAUACGUGGCUUGCUCAAAUCAGGGCAAAAGGAGGGCAACUGAUAAUGUACGGAGACGAUACUUGGCUAAAGCUGUUUCCUGGGAUGUUUGGUAGAUCAGACGGGACAACAAGCUUCUUUGUGUCGGACUUUACUGAAGUUGAUACUAAUGUGACUCGUCAUAUACCUGAUGAACUUGUUAGAGAUGAUUGGUCGGCUCUAAUAAUGCAUUACUUGGGCUUAGACCAUAUAGGACAUAAAUCUGGACCGCAAAGUUCAUACAUGAUACCAAAACAACAUGAAAUGGACUCGAUAGUCACGCAAGUGUACAGAUCUAUGGAGCAAGAGGAACAUCUGAAAUCAACCCUAUUUAUAUUGUGUGGUGAUCAUGGGAUGAAUGAUGCUGGGAAUCACGGUGGCUCUUCUGCAGGCGAAACCUCACCUGCGCUGCUCUUUAUUUCGCCGAAGCUCCAAGCUUUGAAUAUCAGUAGAGAAAGCCCUAUGGGUGUGGUUAAUGAUCUCCAGUAUUAUCGUCAUGUCGACCAAACUGAUAUUACUCCGACUCUUUCGGGCCUUCUUGGAUUGCCAAUUCCGUUAAACAGUCUUGGCGUAUUUAUUCCUGAGUUCCUUGGGAUGUGGCAUCUUGGCUCUCAGAGAGUACAGUUACUCAUUGAAAAUUCCAGACAGCUGCUAGGGACGCUGAAAGAAACAUUUCCGUCCUAUGGUUUUGAAGGCGGCACAAUGACGGCUACUUGUUCCUCGGAUCCGCAUGAUAGCCUGGAAAGAGCUUAUUGUGCAUGGGCAAAAGCACAGGCAUUAUUACGUCAACACACUGGACCUGGCGCAGGUGAUAUUCAGAUAGAGGUUGAAUCGGCUCUAUUGCACUUCCUUGGGACGUCCCAAGAAGUUAUGAGCGGUGCUGCAAGCAACUAUGACCUGGGAUACCUUUCUCUAGGUAUAUGUAUCGCCAGUUUCGCUGUCGUGUUCUCCCUACCCUCAGCGUAUAGGGUCCUAUCAAAAUACCGACACCCCGGCUUGUUUCUGGUGGCAAGUGUUCUACUUUAUGGCGCGAUGAUGUUUGCAAGUAGUUACGUGGAGGAAGAGCAACAGUUCUGGUAUUGGAUAUUUACUGGAUGGGUCUUCUACCUACAUGCCAGAUCCUUUCGAACUGAGCGAGUUACUCCUGACGUCGAAAACGACAAAGCAUCCCGAGUUAUGGCGAAUGUGUUUACCGCAGCGGGGUCUGUUGCUUUAGGAGUUUCUCAUAGACUCUUAAGACGCUGGAAUCAGACUGGCCAAAAAUUUGCCGCCGAGCCUGACAUCGCACGGGAAUACUUUCCAAGCCAUCAGAGUAGUCUCUGGGUAUUGGUGGGUAUAACAUAUACUGGUGUCUAUUCACAACUGAUGAACAAUUUCUCCCCAUCUUGGAUGUCACGUUUUUUCUGCCUUAGCGUGACCGCCACAAGCUUCAUGUUCAAGCUGGUUUUUGCGGAGUCGGAGUCGCCCGAGCUUCUCAAUGGAACCGUAUUUAGGGACAUCGCGAACCUACUCAGUGGAAUUUCGCUAGUUAUAUAUGCGCGGGCUACGAUGGUUGGGAUUGCUAUUCUUCUGUUAUUAACAGCAAGUAAUGGGAUCAAAGAAUUUUGCAUGGAUGUACUAAUGGAAACAGUAUCGUCAGGUAUAGUGGCCCACGAGGCUCUAACGCUUUUCCUCUUAACCCAGUCAAGGGUAACAAAUAUUCCGAUUUUUUCAAUUCUCAGGCUACAACUCAAAGUUUUGGCUUCGAUGGGCCUAACAUCGGUUGAGACCACCAUAACGACCUUACUUAUGCAGUAUCUCACCUUUUUCGCCUUUGGUGGAUCGAAUGCCAUCUCUUCUGUUGAUCUUUCCAACGCAUAUAAUGGCAUCGGCAAUUACAACAUCAUCUUCGUCGGUAUCCUGACAUACGUGGGCAAUUGGGCCGGCCCAAUAUGGUGGGUGUCGGCUACCAAGCUUCUUAGAGCAGGCCAAACUUGGGACGAAAUGCAAACUCAUAUAAGUCUUUUGACUUUCCACACGGCUACAACACUGGUAUCUGUUAUGGCCGCCUGUACAGCGUUAAGGACCCAUCUUUUUAUUUGGACUGUUUUUUCGCCGAAAUAUCUAUACACAAUGUCUUGGGCGAUUAUCCACCACCUAGCGGUGAGCCUAUUGAGUGAAGUUUCCCAACUGUUUUCCGCCAUUACAUAG
Molecule: messenger RNA, 2619 nt
Organism: Aspergillus versicolor CBS 583.65
Lineage: Eukaryota; Fungi; Ascomycota; Eurotiomycetes; Eurotiales; Aspergillaceae
Gene: las21
Product: mannose-ethanolamine phosphotransferase LAS21
Exons: 7
Coding region: 1-2619 (872 amino acids)
Biological process (GO): GPI anchor biosynthetic process
Cellular component (GO): endoplasmic reticulum membrane
Source: RefSeq, a predicted model, not a curated record